GGGGGGGGCGAGGGCAGAGCUGAACGAAGGACCAGGGACCUGCAGGGUUUGGGCAGGGUCCUGAGAAGGCGGGGCCGCCGAGGCGGGUUCAGGCAUGCCAGUCUCUGACUGGCUGUGCUGCCCAUCGCUCCGCCCCGUGUGCUAUAAGACGCACCCGCCGCGCGCGCGGGGGCUGCCGCUGCAUCGCUCUCGCGUGCGCGGCGUCGGUCCUCCCCUCGCGGGGGCAGCUGGCCACACCCGCGGACAGACAGCUGCGGGCCGCCGGGGGGCGGGGGAUGCCGGGCUGCCGCAUCAGCGCCUGCGGCCCGGGGGCCCAGGAAGGGACCGCGGAACCGGGGUCCCCGCCGCCGCCGCCCCGGGAGCUCCUGUCGUCCCCUCAGCCCUCGCCCCCGACUCCGACCUUGACUCCGACCCCGGCUCAGGUCUCGCCGCCGGCCUACGCGGCCCCGGCGUGGGCGGGCUCGGCGGAGGGGCAGGAGCUGCAGCGCUGGCGCCAGGGCGCUAACGGAGGCGCGGGGGGCACCGGGCCGGCAGGGGGCGCGGCGGCGGCGGCGGGAGCCGGGGGCCGCGCGCUGGAGCUGGCCGAAGCGCGGCGGCGACUGCUGGAGGUGGAGGGCCACCGGCGCCUGGUGUCGGAGCUGGAGAGCCGUGUGCUGCAGCUGCACCGCGUCUUCCUGGCGGCCGAGCUGCGCCUGGCGCACCGCGCCGAGAGCCUGGGCCGCCUCAGCGGCGGCGUGGCGCAGGCCGAGCUCUACCUGGCGGCGCACGGCUCGCGCCUCAAGAAGGGCCCGCGCCGCGGCCGCCGCGGCCGCCCGCCCGCGCUGCUCGCCUCGGCGUUAGGCCUGGGUGGCUGCGUGCCCUGGGGCGCCGGGCGCCUGCGGCGGGGCCACGGCCCCGAGCCCGACUCGCCCUUCCGCCGAAGCCCGCCCCGCGGCCCCGCCUCCCCCCAGCGCUGACCUCAGCGCCGGGACCCCUGGCCACCCCCGACAGGCCAUCGCCGAGGGGCCGACCGACGGACUGGGACGUCGGCUGGAUGGACGGCGUCACCGACGCGGAUGGAAGGACUGAUGGACCCCAAGAAGAAACAGUCGGGGGGCCAGGGGCCCAGUAAAGGAGGCUGAGCUCCUCCCAGAUCCUCAGAGCCUCCACUCUACCAAUCUGGACUCCUGGAUUCUGCUCCUGCCCCGGGCAUCUCCUUCAGGAAGACGUCCCGCAACCUUACACAACCGAAUUGAUCCCAUACGAUCUUGGCACCGUCCUCCCUUCACAGGGGCCUUGCAUUCAAUGGUAGCAAGGUGCUGGGUUCUGGGGAAGGCGCCUAUACUCUGAAUCUCCUUAUCUAAGCCACAUUUGAUUUUGGCUGACACUGUAUGCUUGGAAAUGUUACGACAGGUCCUCUGAGAUGCAACCAGAUUAUUUAAGAAAGCAGCAAACAUUCCCAAUGUGAAAAUGAAAGGGAUUUCUUUUAAAAUACAGUCGUCGUUCUUAAGUCACAGUGCAGCUGGGGUCCCCAUUUUGGUUGAUGUCAUGGCUUCUCACUCUGACAACGCUGGGAGGCCUAUUUGAGGGGAAACGUUGGUCUGAGAAAUCCCUGUUUCCCUUCCCCACUGUCCUUGUCCUCUCUGACUAGGGUUGUGCCUGUGGCCCCUCAGAAAGAUGAUCAGCUGCUGGCUCCAGGGGGAGGGGCACCUCUUUCUCAGGGAGAGGUGGUAGCAACAUAAAAAUUCAAAGCAAAGUUUUAAAUGAAAAAAGGGAGCAUAUUUAUUCAAAUAUCCUGAUAAUAAAGGGAAAGGGGGGGGGCACAUUUACUCACACACAACCCAGAACUUGUAUUCUGCAAAAUGAAUGUCUAUUGACUCAGUCCCCUGAUUUAUACAUUCAGGAAGAAUAAAUUUCAAUAAUGUGAGACAAAGGCAUGUGAUUUUGAGGUUUACUUUGCAAGUGUCCCUACUGCCUUUCCUUUGUGCGUGUCUCUCAUGACUCUUUAGGUUGGCAGUUCCCUGAGCAGCUUCCGUGUAGUUUUGGUUGGCAGUCUGGCCCUGUUGACUGACUGGCAGACUGCUUCCCCCUUGAUCUGGCUCCAGGCUGCCCCUCUGCACGAAGUCUCCCCCAGUGAAGGAUGUGAUGAGGGAGCUGGGGGAUGGGACUGUGCCCCGAGAAGGUGGCACACACUUGUGAUAACAUGGUGGCGUGCUGAUCCGCGGAGGACUAUGUGUGACUGCUGGUGACGACGGGGGCCUGUGUGUCAGUCAGGGCCCCAGCAGGACACAGGGCACCCUCAAACUGGGAAGAGAUUUCAAAAGGGAUUAUUUCCAAAACGGUGGGCUUAAGAACCGACCAAGGGAUGGUGCAGCUCUCUGGGGCUAGCAAGAGUGGGGAGCCUUUCCCAGGGGGAGGGGUGCGCCUCGACAGGAGCAGUGGCCUCUGGCUGAGAGAUGCAGCCAGCCAUGCAGCCUGGUGGGGAGGGAACAGGCGGAAUAAACACCCCAUUCUCCUCCUUUCCGUCUCCUCUCAUUGGCUGAACGCGACAGGAAGGCUGAGAACAAGGGAGCCAUUGAUGCACAGCCCGCAGAGGUCAGCCUCCCGGGGCUGGAAGCAUGGAGACGGGUGGAAAGCGCGGGACAUGUCGCUGGCCGAGGGCAUGUCUUCUGCUCCCCAAAGUUCACAGCAGUGCCUCUUCUCCCUUUGAGCUCCCCCACCCACCGUGGCCCAUAAGGGGCGGGUGGACUGUGGCUGGGGGAGCCCUGUGGGGUGGGAGGGGUGGGCUUUCCUCCCUCAGCUUUCCCCUCUCUGGCUCUGAUUCCCAGUUCUUGAUUUCUGCCUGUCCUGGCAUCUUUUUUUGUUGUUGUUUUUAAAGAUUUUAUUUAUUUAUUUGACAGAGAGAGAGAGACAGUGAGAGAGGGAACACAAGCAGGGGGAGUGGGAAAGGGAGAAGCAGGCUUCCCGCUGAGCAGGGAGCCCGAUGCGGGGCUCGAUCCCAGGACCCUGGGAUCAUGACCUGAGCCGAAGGCAGACGCUUAACGACUGAGCCACCCAGGCGCCCCUGUCCUGGCAUCUUAAGACGGCUGCAGGAACUGUCCCUGCGAGAACAAUGCCGGCCACUGAGUCACUGUUUUUCUCACACCCAGAAACCCUGCAGCACCCCCAAACACGCCCACAGGCAUACCUGCUGCCACCAUGGGCCUCUGACGUAGUCACCACCAGCCACGGCUGGUGUCGUGUACAUCAAGAAAAUAUACCCUCGCCACACUGCUAUGCCGCCCUAGGCCUCCACAAAAUGGUAAAUGCACAGAAGCACAAAGGGUCGCAUGCCAAAUGUGCCCCGCCACAAACACGUACAGGACACGCAGGGGCCGGAGGGCGCAGGGGUUAACAGGAAUGGCCCUGGAGCCAGCCACACCUGUUCGACCUCUCUGGCACCAGCUUCCUUGUCUGUAAAGUGGAAAUAAUAACCGCUCUUCUCUCAAGGAUGAAGUGAGAGGUAGUGACCGUGAGGACUUGGGCUUAGUGCCUGGCCUGGAGUGAGACUCCAGAAAUGGCAGCCCGGGCUGGGACCUCGUGGCUCACGCUCUCCUACAUCUCACGCCCGUGCGUGUUGCAGACCAGCAGUGGCGAGCGCACACGACUGUGCCAGGCGAGCCAGACACCCUCAGGCACACGUGUCCCCCCAGCCAUGCCUGCUGAGAGCAUGUGCCCAUCAGCAGAUUCCUUCUGCCCAGAAGCUCUUUCCCCAGACAUCGCAGGGCUUGCUAGUCACUGCCUUUGUGUCUUUGUUGGAUCAAAUGUCACCCUUUGGAUGAGGUUCACCCUUUUUUUUUUUUUUAAGAUUUUAUUUAUUUAUUUGAGAGAGAGAGAGAGCAUGAGAGGGGGG
Molecule: messenger RNA, 3871 nt
Organism: Mirounga angustirostris (Northern elephant seal)
Lineage: Eukaryota; Metazoa; Chordata; Mammalia; Carnivora; Phocidae
Gene: TRNP1
Product: TMF1 regulated nuclear protein 1
Exons: 2
Coding region: 276-956 (226 amino acids)
Biological process (GO): regulation of cell population proliferation
Cellular component (GO): nucleus
Molecular function (GO): DNA binding
Source: RefSeq, a predicted model, not a curated record